GACGUUUCUGUUGUUGCUAGCUUGCCGAGCUUGACGAUGAACGGCCGCCAGUCUGCACGUGUACCGAGGAUUCAUUGACAGUUGUGGAUAAUUUCAUCGCUUUAAACGUAUUUUUUUGGACUAUUCUUUUCAUUUGACGUGUAUUUUGUGUAUUUUGACUUGCUGAGUGCAUGUCAUGGUAAUAAGAAGAGAUAAUAGUGUUUAUUUAUGCUAGUCAACAACGUGCGCAGGCAGGCUAACGCUAGCUGAGAACAACAUGUUCAGACUUGUUCUCUGCCACGCUGCGAGAGUGGAGGGACAACGACAUACACCGCUUUGGAAACACUGGCCGCUCCUUUAAAUUAACACAGGACGUGUAAAAAUGGAUUACCAGUUUCCAAAGCAGCUUUUUCCUUCGUUUUAUAACUGCGGACCGCCGGACUCGGUCCUUCCACCCCGCGCAGGAAACUGGGGCUGCUAUGAGCGAGUCAUGGCUCAGGACGGCUCUGGUCCUCUCUCCAGCCGGACAUUUGCAUCCCGACGCCAGGUCAGAGGGGCGACGUGGCAUCACAAGGAACCAGUACCUAUUCCCCUCCUGUCCCCCAGAAGCUCUGUCCCGUGGCCUGUGACGCCCCCAGAUUCGCUUGACUUCAGAGAACAUAUGAAGAACUUCUUCAUAGAUCACUGCCAGGAUGCCUUCAGCUCCAUGGGCAACAUUCUGGGUGAAAACUUAGAUUUAAAAGGCCGAUCAAAAGAGAGAUAUCAGCAAAACUUGAUAAACAUGUGGAACCUCUUCGAUUUAAGGGAUUCUAAAAUACAUCAGACGUCGUAUAAAGCCACUGCUCUGGACCGGUACAGCGUCCUGCUCUCCGACGCAGUUCACUCUGUCCCUCCUGAGCUGCUGGGGGCUCUGCUGCACGAGGAGCUGACGGAGCAGAGGGACCGCCUGCUGUUCUCUGAGGGAGCCACAGGGGGCGCUUUAGCCUUCGUUCCUUUCUCACAGAGCUCCCAGUGCGGCUGCCUCGUGUAUCCUGGGAAUCAGGGACGGGACUGCCUCAACUUCCACCAAGUGGAGCUUCAGCAUCACAGAGGAGGUUCUUCAUGUGUGGAUUCCGGCAGCAGCGAGCCAUUCAGAUUCCAGCUGAAAGGCCCUGUGAGACAGAUCAGCUCUGCUUCUGUGCUCAACCAAAGUUGUGUUGCUGUGCGAUCGGACUAUCUUUGUGGAGUUUGGGGUUUCAGUGAAACAAAAGAGCCUCAUCUGCAUCAAGUCAUCAACACUACAGAGGUCGCAACUUGCAUCAGCGUCAGUCCUCAUGUUCUAGGAGAAGUGUUGGUGGCGAGUGAGAGUGGGAGAGUGAAUCUGUGGACCGUCGGCAGAGGGAUACAGACGGUCCGGGAGGAAGACAGCAACCUGUACUUUAACGCAAAGUCUUCAUGGCGGUGGUGCGAGUUCUCAGCCCAUCCGAGGGUGAUGCUGUACGCAGACAGGACUGGCGUGGAGCUCACAGACAUCAGGGUGAGUUUGGCCGUCUGUCACACCCUGUUUCGUAUCAGCCACACAUCAGAGUGUCGGCGUGGAGAGAGACUCAUUCUGUCCAAGUAUUUGGGAGAAGCUCACCCUUUCCAUCACCUCGUCACCACUCAGUAUUCAGCCUACAUCAUGGAUGAGCGUUUCCCUGGCGUUCCCAUGCUGAAGUGGGAUCACAUGAUGCAGUCCCCGCCCAUGUUUUGUCACGUUAUUCCUGGCUCCUACUCCUCCUCUCUAUCUGGAUCAUCAGCAGGUGGAUCUGGAACCACUAAGGUUCUGUUGGGCUCCCAAAGCUCCCAGGAAAUCACCCUGCUGCAGUACUCAGGAGGCAGAACAGAUGCCUGCUCCAGUCAGGGUCCUCCUCAGGCUCUGCUCAGACCCAGAGACAGCCUGAAACACCUUCCAGUGCAGAUCCCUCAUCACCUUCAAACUGCAACCAACAGACUGUCCUCACCUGCAGCAGGUCUGACUUGUAUCCAGAUGAAAGGCGACGGAGGAGAAGGUGGAGAAGAGUGCCUCUGUGUCUUACAGCUAACUGAGGCUGGAGAUAUCUUCUACCACAUCAUCGAGUCUGAGCUUCCAGCCACCGAGGAUGAAUCAAUACCUGAAAAACCGCCUCAACAGAGUCUGAGAGAGACCCGACAGCCAAGAGAGCCUCACACAGAUUCUCAGCUGGUAUCAGAGACGUCGAGCGAUGAGGAUGUAAUCGGACCGACUCAGGUUCCGACUGCACAGAGAUCUGUAGCUGAAACACCAGAGAGGAUGCAACUAGGAGGAAACACAUCCUCUGACUCUGAUGAUUCAGCGAGAGGAGGGUGGAGGAGGAGGAGCAGGAACCUGAAGCGGUUGAACCUGCAGAUCAUCGUUAAUGAAGAUGAAGAGUCCAAUCAAAUGAGUGACUUGGAUGCUGGUGCGAAUGAUGAAGAGGUGAGGGAAAGUGUUAAUGAGGAGCCUCAAAGCCUGGAGGAAGUGGUGGACUCGAGAAGUUGUGAUGUUGUUGGGACUCUGGUGAAGCUCAGUGACGACGCUCUGGACACAUGGAGACACUGGCUCAAGGAUCUAAUGAAGAAGAGCCACAAAAAGAAGCCCCGCCCACGCUGCUUGCAGAACUUUGAAAUCCAAAUUAAAGGUGUACCCCAACCAGAUGAUGAAGAAGAGCACGUGCAGAACCUGAGACGAGAUCUGAGAGCAUGCAUGUCCAAACGCUCGCUCCUCAUCUCUGGCUCCAUCACAGCUCCAGACGUGGAACCACUUCCUAUCACGGUGGUCACAGAGGCAUGGGAGGACCAGCUGAGCCAGCGCCUGACACUCUCCUGGCAGGGGGAGGAGGCGUGGCGGGCGUGGUGGGAGGACAGCUUGGGGCUGAACAGGGAGCAGAAAGUGGAGGCCCUGAGGAGGAAGAGGAGGAGGGAGAAACAGGCGAAGCGACGCCUGGAGCUGUCCGGGAGCUUCACCUCGUCCAUCAGCUACCAAUCCGAGCUCUCGGACUUCUCUGAUUCUCUGGGUUGGAGUUCUGCAGCAAGUCAGGACGCAUGGUCGGAUGCAGAGAACAUCGGAGAGGACUUUGAGGAGAGUGAGGCACCGAGAGCUGCUACCCCCUCUAUAGCACAGACAGACAAUCCUGCUCCUGCUCCUGCUGCUGCUCCCACUCCCACUCCUGUUCCCGUUCCCAUUCCCGUUCCCGCUCCCGCUCCCGUCCCCAGUCCUGCUCCUGCUCCUGCUCCUGCUCCUGCUCCUGCUCCUGCUCCUGCUCCUGCUCCUGCUCCUGCUCCUGCUCCUGCUCCUGCUCCUGCAACACCUCAAAGUAUCAAAGCCAGACCAGACGAGCAGCAAAUCCCCAGCAGCUCCCGCACCUUCACCCUGCCUCAGACACCCAGACCGAUCUCCACACCGGCCAGUCAGAGAAAGAACAAACGCUCACUAGAGGACGUCCUCAGCUCUCUGGGGGAUCCCUUGCAGCAUGACGGUUACUCCCAGGACAGCGUGGAUCACCUGGCCGCUCCACCCGGGACGUCAUCCUCUCAGCUCCGCACCUCACAGUCCUUCUCUCAGAGGAGCUUGGGGACAGACCUGUCCCAGGACUCCUUGGUGUGGUCUCUGUCUCAGUCCGUCUCUCAGAGCUCACAGGGGCGUCCUGGGCUGUCGCAGGCGUCACAACCAAAGAAGAAGAAGUCUCGGAUGGGGUUUUGAUUUGUCGAUUUUGGAAUAUUUGCUUUGUUGAAAAGCUAGUUUGACUCCUGAUGUCUUCAGCUGCGUUAGGAUCUGUUUACUGGAUAUAUGAUGGUUUUAUUCACCAACGUGCACGCUGGAUUAAGAUCUGGAGGUGGAUCAGACUUCAUGCUUAAGGUGGAUCUAUCAGGGCUUCAUCUGGAGGCUGAAAAAGACGGACUGCAGACCAGUUUGGUAGGAUUCAGUGGAAUUUAUUAUCUCUGUUUUUGUUUGUAAUGGUGAUGUUUUGUGUGUGUGAGAGUGUGUGUGUGUGUCUGUGUGUGUGUGCACUGCAGGUGAUCUUUGCCCAUCUUCUGUUUAACACACAUCUCUCUGACAGCUGUUUAAACACACCUGACUCUAAAUGUUGACCUGAAAUCAACCUGAAAGAUAAAGUUAUUAAACUUUGAAAAUAUAAAACUAUAAGAUAAACAGGGUUGUUUGUGAAUUAAAGGAGACAUUCCUUCAGUUCUUAUUAAAACGUUGCUCUAAGCCGGGCUCAGACUACAGGACUCUUGAUGAUAGAGAACUGAUGCAGGGUCCAGAAUAUGUGGGUCAUAAGAGGGCUCUGCAGAUCCCUCUUGAACAGCUUGAUGAAAUCAAACAUGCUUGAUAUUUAGGAAGUGAAAUCUACAUAAUAACUUUAGUACUUUCUAAGCAGAUCAUUAGUAAGAGCCACUGAGGGAGAGAGGAGACGGAGAUGUGUGCAUCUUUGAAAUGCGAACCAAACGGUUCUAAUUUAGCCGGUUUAAAUCCCACCUCAGAUGAUUUUUCUUACUCAGGCUGGUCAAGUUUUUUUUCCCUCUUCAGUUUUACUACAACAGCUAAGUUUCUUCUUGUGUGAGUGAAGCAAAGCACCUUUAAAACCAGCAAGGACUAGGGGCCUGCACAUUAAGAGAAAGAUAUGCAAUGUUCAAUGACAUCAUUCAGGAUCUUGAUGACAUCAGUGUUUAAGUUUGAGUUCAAAAUGGGGUUUCGAUUCAUCCAGUGUUGGAGUUUAAGAGUCAUACCUCUCGCAUUUACCUGCAGCUGUACGAGACGACUGUUUCACAUAACAUUAGAUUCUGAUUGAUCCUGUCAGUGUGUCUGGAUAUUGAAAUGAUCAAGGAAGUUGCAGCGCAAUGCGUCACAUCUAAAUAUGCAUCCUUCUUCUCUUAAUGGGGAGACAGUUUCUGCUGCAGCGGGACGACUGUAGGAGUCUCAAAAGUCCAAACAAAAUAUCUUGGAGUGCUACCGUUAGCUUGCAGCCUGCUAACAGUCCAAGUAACUUCAGCAUUAUUCUUACUCAUCAUCAUGGACAGAUGAUCUUGUCCCAGUCAUGACCUCCUUCCUCAACAGUUCUUUUACAGAUUGAACAUGUUGCCCUUGAAAGCAAAACUCUUAAUUCAUGGCACAUCUCAGGAACUGUUAUGAACAAGCGAGGACCUAAACACACAUGUACGAGUCAGCUCCCAAAACUGAAUUAAUUUAGAGUCUAAUUAAAAAAAAUAACAAAAUCUUGAAACAGUCUCAUUCAAGUUAGAGAACUCCAUCUUCUGAGACUGAAUGCAGUCAAUGCUGGAGUCAGAGUCCAAAUCUGUGACAGCAGUCCUCAAGUCUUUAACAUAUUAUAUAUACACAAUUCCUGUGUUUGGAACUCAAUCUUUUAUAAAUCUAAAUACCAAUGGCCAACAGUGAUCCUGAGCUUUGGUGUGAAAGCAUGAUCAUGAUGCUGCGAGGUCCACCGGACAGGUAGAAUGUGCACAUGCUAAAUGAGAAAGCAUGGACACUUGUUUGCAUAAAAUAACUUUCGUAUUUGUUGCGUUAAAAUUCAGAUUUAUGCAACAUGUUUACAGAUUAUUUAGAAACUCCUGUAGUCUGAGCUCAAACAUCCUGCUGUAGAUGUUUCAGUUUUCAAUCCUGUCUUCAGGUUUCAUUUGAAAUACGUCAGACUCUAAGGAAGAAGACGUGACGAGUUUCACAACCAAUACGUCGAUUUCAUGAGAUAUUCUGAGGGAUUUCUACAUAAUGGUGUGUGUGUGUGUGUGUGUGCGUGUGCGUGUGUGUGUGGCUGCUUCCCUUUUCCAGUUUCGUUUCUUAACCUCACUUGUUGGUGUCCUGACACAUGAAGAAGACCUCGCUCAUUGUUAUUUUUAUAUGAAGCCUUUCUGCAUCCUCUUUUCUAAACAUAACUGAUAUUUAAAUAAAAUCAAACGCAAAGAUGA
Notolabrus celidotus (New Zealand spotty) is the source of this 5919-nucleotide messenger RNA. RefSeq names its product TATA-box binding protein associated factor, RNA polymerase I subunit C (gene taf1c). Gene Ontology annotation, biological process: transcription by RNA polymerase I. Lineage: Eukaryota; Metazoa; Chordata; Actinopteri; Labriformes; Labridae. The transcript is spliced from 15 exons. Bases 362 to 3697 code for a protein of 1111 amino acids. Gene Ontology annotation, cellular component: fibrillar center. The record is from RefSeq and is a predicted model, not a curated record. Gene Ontology annotation, molecular function: RNA polymerase I core promoter sequence-specific DNA binding.